This is a messenger RNA of Canis lupus familiaris (dog), 942 nucleotides long. It is a transcript of the gene NUDT15, whose product is annotated as nudix hydrolase 15. Bases 196 to 693 code for a protein of 165 amino acids. Gene Ontology annotation, molecular function: 8-oxo-7,8-dihydrodeoxyguanosine triphosphate pyrophosphatase activity. The record is from RefSeq and is a predicted model, not a curated record. The transcript has 3 exons. Lineage: Eukaryota; Metazoa; Chordata; Mammalia; Carnivora; Canidae. Gene Ontology annotation, cellular component: cytosol. Gene Ontology annotation, biological process: dGTP catabolic process.
CCCGACCGGCCGGCCUGGGUGCGCCACUGGCUCCCCAGCCCCGCCCCCGGCCCACGUGAAGCAGAGACGCCGCACUCCAAGGGAAGCCCCAGAACUCGGGCUUUGAGUUCUGCGCCGGCGCAGACGCGGGGAGCGAUUGGUGGCGGCCCGGGGGGCGGGGCCGACGUCACUUCCGGCCAGCAGCCCGCCCGCGCGAUGGUCGCCCUCCCGGAGGCUGCGGGGCGGCGGCCUGGGGUCGGGGUCGGCGUGGUGGUGACGAGCAGCAGGCACCCGCGCUGUGUCCUCCUGGGCAAGAGGAAAGGGUCCUUCGGAGCCGGCAGUUUUCAACUUCCGGGGGGCCACUUGGAGUUCGGGGAAACGUGGGAAGAAUGUGCUCAAAGGGAGACUUGGGAAGAAGCAGCUCUUCACCUGAAAAAUGUUCGCUUUGCCUCAGUUGUGAAUUCCUUCUUCAAGAAAGAAAAUUACCAUUAUGUGACCAUACUAAUGAAAGGAGAGGUGGAUCUGACUCACGACCCAGAGCCAAAGAACACAGAGCCUGAAAAAAAUGAAAGUUGGGAGUGGGUUCCCUGGGAAGAAUUUCCUACCCUGGACCAGCUUUUCUGGGUACUGCGAUGUUUAAAGGAACAAGGCUACAAUCCAUUUAAAGAGGACUUGGAUCAUCUGGUGGGGUACAAAGGCCAUCAUCAUCUCUAGGCAAGAAGAUAACGUGAUUUAUUUUGAAAAGACAAAAUGAGGUCCUGUUAGAGAAUGAAAAAUAACCCACAUUUCAGAACAACUGCAUUCUAUCUAAAAGUUUCCAUAUGAUUGUCAAUUUAUUUGCUGUCUCUUCAUAUACCCACCACCCUCUCAGCCAGGACUUGUGAAACAUUUUCUGGCAUUAGGUCAGUUAGGUCAUGUGAGACUGAGACUCAGAAAGUGUGAUAAAUGGUGAUAUUGUGGCAA